GCGAUUCUUAUUCCGUAAAUCUGAAAUUGUGUAUUCUAAUCCAGUUCCAGUUGAGCGAUUUCUACAUUUGAUCGUUCUCAUUUGAUUUGUGAAGUUCUUGAUGUGCGUUCUUGCUUGGACACAGACCACUUGACCCGGGCCGUAACUGGCGGUCUAAUAAGGUCUAAGGGGGAUGCCAUGUACGUACCGUGUGUGUGGAUGGUGGGAAGAGAAGUGCAUGAAGCGGGUGGAGGGUGGAGGGUGAAGGGUACAGUGGAGGAAGUGGAGAUGGAAAGCUGGGAAUGGGUGCUGGUGGAGUGGUGCUACUGGAUAUGCUUAAUUUUGAGUCUGUUUUUUGGGGGGGAUACGGUACCGCCUUGUAUAUAUCACUCUACUGAUUGAUUGAUUGAUUGAUUGAUUGAUUGAUUGAUGGGGGUGGGAAGACGAAGGAUUGUGGAGGGGAUUCGAUAGCGUGUGAUUUGAUUUGAUAUGGUAUUGGUGUUGGUGUUGUUAUUUCACUCUGUGGAGGGAGAACAAGGAAAGCAAUUGAUCGUCGAAAUUGGGAUUAGCUAGUUGUGCUACUCGUCGUCGUCUUUACCUUGCGAGGCAAGAAAAGAAGAAGCGUAUACUCCCAGAACAGCAUACAUCGAUCGCGUAGCGAGUACAGGGGAAAGAGCAAGAAGCCGGCAGCAACAAUAACCAUGAGAAAUCCACAUCACAUCUGCCAUGCCAAGCCAAGCCCUCCGGUGGCAGUGUUGGGCAGAGCAGAGCAUCACUCAAAGGAGUCUGAGAGAGACCGGCCCAAUGGGGAGCGAGAUCUGUAGGGAACACGGAGCUUCAUGCUACGUCCUGCCUAGAAGUGGAAUUGAUUCCAGAGAGGGCUGUGGGAUUUGGAAUUUGGAAUCUGAGUGUGACGGAUGGGUUGGGGUGAGGCGAAUCACAAGGCAAAUCUUGUUUGUCAAUGUACCUAUGUAAUAAGUAUGUGUGUGUGUGAGUGUGUGUGUGAGUGUGUGUGUAUGCAGGCUGUGGAUCAGAAUCAAUCGGGUCCCGGUCUUUUGUUGUGGCCAUUCAUUCAUUCAUUCAUUCAUCCAUUUGUUCGUUAGGCGGAGAAUGGGUCCUAUUAGCGUGCGAGGUCUGUUCGGAGAAUAUUCAAAUGAUGAUGUGAUGUAGCUGCUCUGGUAGAGUAGAAUGGAGUAGAGGGACAUGGAGUAGAGUAUAUAUAAUAAACUGACUUCCCCCGGCCCCCGGUCACAUUCCGCCUUAUUUUAUUUUUUGCCUUGGAAGUUGAAGUUCGCAAGUGAAGUUCGCAAACACAUCGGCUUCAGCAUCACUACCUCUCACACUCACAACCCGUGAAACAAAGCGCAUUUUUUGGAAACUUUUACAGUUUGACUCACAUACCUAGCUACCUUUUUGUCUUCUUUUUCUGUGGACUUGCUUGGUGUUUACAUCUUCAUCUUCAUCUUCAUUGACAUCUACUCGUAUCGACAUCAGAAUCUUAUCGAAUACGUUUUAUCUGACGAGGAGGAAUAGCAUUUCAACUACUCUUUUCUCUCUAUCCUUCUUCGAUCCUUCACGUGUCACAUUACGAUAACACAGGAUUCCUAUCAUCUCACACCUAUCCAUCAAUCAAUCAAUCAAUCAUCGCAAAAAAAAACAAAAAAAACACAGGAAUAAACAUCCUCACCUCAUCAACCAUGAGGACGAAUCUCUGGACAGUAGCACUGCUGCUCUUUUCCUCCACUCCCUCAUUUGCGCACCCGCAACACAUUCCUUCGGCUGAAUUGAUCACGCGCGAUGCAAAUGCGCAACCUGCAGCUAAAGCCGAAGAAUUCAUAUACUACUCGCGCGAAGAGAAACGGGGUGGCGAUUUGUUCAAACGUAAGGGCGGAGGAGGCGGUGGCGGGAAAGGCGGAGGGGGAAGUUCGAGUAGCGGCAGUAGCAGUGGUAGUAGUAGUAGUGGAGGCGGUUCUUCAAGUUCUGGUUCGUCGUCUGGGAAAGGAGGUGUCACAUCCUCUUCCUCUUCAGCGGGUGGCGCUACGAAAGCUGGCUCGGGUCCCGCGCCCGCUUAUGGUGGUGGGAGAUAUUAUGGCGGAGGAGCAACAACCCCAUAUUCAUCAGGGGCUCACUCACCUCUAGGAAUCGCGCCCGUUUUCCUCGGUGUGGGUGUCUUAUCCAUCUAUCCUGGUCUCUGGCUCUAUGGCGCCUACAGCUAUCCAUACCAUAAUCCCUAUAUCUUCCGCAACCACUCGGCUACUCGCAAUGGCACCAACACUACAUCUGACUCUGUUGUAACCCGUCAAGAAUCAGACACCACGGGUGUGGAGCAGAAAAAACCAGUCAAAUGUCUCUGUGCCGCGUAUAGCGAGUGCGGAUGCGACGAUAGCGGAAACUCGACAUUCCUGGAUCAGAUAAUCGGAGAUGGAAACUACGCCGCGUUGAACAAGACGUUGGUUAAUGUGGCGGAUGUCAAUGGUACAUCGACGAUUCUUAUCAAUGGCACGCUGCCUAAUGGAACGACUGCGAGUGGCGGGUCGGAUUCGGCGGCUGGGAGAACGAUAGUAGAGGGUUUGGGCUGGUGGGUUAUGGUUGCGACGGUUUUCGCCACUUGCUUUGCUAUCUGAGUUCCUGAAGAUUGGGGAAUCGAGGAAAAUCAGGCAUGAGUCUCUCAAGAUCACUUGGGAUUGAGGGGGGGGGGGUUUCGCAGUACACUUGCAAGUAAAGUAGCAUGGAGAAGGAAGAUGCGGGAUUUCAUUGUAUAUUUUCAACGCACGAAUAUGGGCGGUCUCAUUCUUCUUUUCUGGCGUUUGAAAAACGAUGGGAUUGGAUUGGAUUGGAUUGGAUUGGAUUGGAUUGGAUUGGGAAGACGGGUGACGGGCGAUGAAAUUAUGACACCCGAUACUGAUGUAUUACUAGUAUUUAUGAGAUAAUGGCGGUUUGGGGAUAGAUUGAUGGGAUUCGGAUGUUGAAUGGUGCAUGGUGGGUGAGUGAGUGAGUGAGUGAUGGUGGAUAUAUAAAUAAUCCACUCAAUAGAAGAUAUAAUAAUGUGAAGGUCGAGCAAAGUAAGUAAAGCAAGGAAAACAGCAAAUGCAAAGAUAGGAAAUAGUCAUCGAAUACGAAUGCA
Molecule: messenger RNA, 3103 nt
Organism: Botrytis cinerea B05.10
Lineage: Eukaryota; Fungi; Ascomycota; Leotiomycetes; Helotiales; Sclerotiniaceae
Exons: 3
Coding region: 1677-2603 (308 amino acids)
Source: RefSeq, a predicted model, not a curated record